AUGAAAUUCCAUCUUGGGAGAAAACGUCCCACAGUAAGCUCAAUAAAAGCGAAGCGUCACUUCUGCGUGGAGUGCGGCGCCGGCUUCUUCCAGAAGCAGGAGCUGCGCGGGCACGUGGCGGCGCACACCGGCGCCAACGAGUUCCAGUGCGCGCUCUGCGAUAAAAGUUAUCCUCGCAAGAAAGCGCUGGACGUCCACAUGAGAGGCCACCGCGACGAGCGUCGGUUCCACUGCGAACUCUGCGGCAAAAAGUUCCUGCAAAAAUGCACUUUGAUUACACACGCUAAGACACACAACCGCGCGGAAUUACAGAAGAAACUGGACGUCUUAUAACCUCGUAAGGCCCAAUGUACAUUAUAAUAUACACUGCGUUUCAAUGUAAUUAUAACCUUAAACCAAA
This is a messenger RNA of Cydia pomonella (codling moth), 400 nucleotides long. Its product is annotated as early growth response protein 1-like. The transcript has 3 exons. Lineage: Eukaryota; Metazoa; Arthropoda; Insecta; Lepidoptera; Tortricidae. The record is from RefSeq and is a predicted model, not a curated record. Gene Ontology annotation, cellular component: nucleus. Bases 1 to 333 code for a protein of 110 amino acids.